AUGCACUUUUCAUUCAGCAGCGAUGCCGGAGGAGCGCGUGAUUGACCGAGAGAAACAUUGCCCCUUCCUGCUUCGAGUCUUCUUUAGCACCGGUGCCCACAACAGAGCGGAUGCGUUCGAAGCGCUGGAUGACAAGCCCAUCGCCAACGAGUUGCACAUCUACACGUGGCCCGACGCGACGCUGCGGGAGAUUGCUGACCUGGUGCAAGACUCGAACGUCGACGCCCAGAAGCCCAACAUGCGUCUGAGCAUCUGUGUUGUAUCGGAGACAAGAGAUGGAAGAGUGCUCAUGAGAAAGGUGGGCUACGUCAACAGCAGUCGUCGUCGAUGCGUUGACGACACCAAAACACUCGCGAGUGUGCGUUUCCAUCCAGGUGAUAUGGUAGAUAUUGCGAUGGUCGAGUAAGGGCAAGUAGCAGUAGGUAGGCAACAAUACAGGCCAACAGGGCGUGUGUCUGAAAGAUAGUAUCUUCCUUCUCAAAUCCGAUAUCAUUUUUGACACUUUGCCA
Messenger RNA from Phytophthora nicotianae INRA-310, 509 nucleotides. RefSeq lists its product as hypothetical. Gene Ontology annotation, molecular function: transcription corepressor activity; transcription factor binding. NCBI's taxonomy places the organism in Eukaryota, Oomycota, Peronosporomycetes, Peronosporales, Peronosporaceae. Bases 23 to 406 code for a protein of 127 amino acids. Gene Ontology annotation, biological process: negative regulation of DNA-templated transcription. The record is from RefSeq and is a predicted model, not a curated record. The transcript has 4 exons. Gene Ontology annotation, cellular component: nucleus.